AAUACUGUUCUGAUCUGUAAAUAAAACAUGUGCUAAAGUUAAAAUUAAUAACAUUAAAUCUUGAUAUUUAAACGUUUAUUUUAUAGUAUUACUUCUAAUUAUUCUAUAUAAUCAUUAUACGUAAUGCCGAAAUCAAAAAGAGAUAAGAAAGUUUCGCUUACCAAAACAAAUAAGAAAGGAUUGUUGUUAAAACAGAAAAUUAUUGAGCAGAUACGAAAUUCACUAUCUAAAUAUGAACACAUAUUCUUAUUCACCGUGGAUAACAUGCGCAAUACAAAGUUGAAAGACUUGCGCAAUGAGUGGAAAGAUUCACGAUUCUUCUUUGGCAAAAAUAAAGUGAUGGCGAUAGCUCUGGGAAAAACAAAAAGUGAAGAAAUGGAAGACCAACUAAAUUUGCUUUCUAGAAAGUUAAAGGGCCAAUGUGGAUUGCUUAUGACAAACAGAGAUGUUCCUGAUGUUUUACAAUGGUUUAAUGACUAUAGUGAAUCAGAGUAUGCUCGCUCUGGUUUUAUAGCUGAACGAGAUGUCAUUUUACCAUCAGGUCCACUUGAAGACUUUUCACAUACAAUAGAACCUCAUUUAAGACGACUUGGCCUACCUACAUCACUUGAAAGAGGAGUUAUACAUCUAAUAAAGGAAUACCAGGUUUGCAGAAAGGGUAAUCCUCUAACCCCAGAACAAGCAAGUAUAUUAAAGCUUUUGGGUAUUCAAAUGGCUGACUUCAAAGUGGUUAUAAAGUGUCAUUGGACAAAAGGCAAGGGUUUUAAAAAAGACAUUGAUUUACCAAGUGAUGAAGAAGAUGAAGAUGACAAUAAGGAUGUCAUUGAAGAUGUUAUGGAACAGGAUGAAACAUAAUAAAACAUA
This is a messenger RNA of Achroia grisella, 864 nucleotides long. RefSeq names its product mRNA turnover protein 4 homolog (gene RpLP0-like). Gene Ontology annotation, biological process: rRNA processing; nuclear-transcribed mRNA catabolic process; ribosomal large subunit biogenesis. The record is from RefSeq and is a predicted model, not a curated record. The coding region runs from base 124 to 855 and encodes 243 amino acids. The transcript has 4 exons. Gene Ontology annotation, molecular function: RNA binding. Lineage: Eukaryota; Metazoa; Arthropoda; Insecta; Lepidoptera; Pyralidae. Gene Ontology annotation, cellular component: preribosome, large subunit precursor; nucleolus.